Cotesia congregata is the source of this 2115-nucleotide messenger RNA. The record is from the annotation of a GenBank genome assembly. NCBI's taxonomy places the organism in Eukaryota, Metazoa, Arthropoda, Insecta, Hymenoptera, Braconidae.
AUGAUGCGAAGGACACGGAUACAAGUUGUUGUUAUCAUUCACCUGGUCUUCGGCGGUAUUACGGUUGGAGAAAAAUGUGGAAAUUGGAGUUGGGAAAAAGUGGACGGCAUGAUGCCAGAAAGUUAUGUUGCGAGUGAUAUUCUUUAUAGUGCAGCGGAUAAUGAUGGAAUUGUAACAGCUUGUUUUGAUAGAUGUUUAAAUGCAAAUUGUACAGCAUUUUUCAUUGAUAUUGAACAAAGCACGUGUUCAAAAGUCACAACAGAAAGUGAAAAAUUUGAAACAGCGCCAACAUUUGCUUACUACCACAAAAUAUGUUUACCAGUGCCAGUGGAGUGCAGUAAAGAUAGAAUAUGGCAAGUCCAAAGGACCUUGGGAGAAAUCCUAAUAGAUACGACGGUUAAUUGGCUACCUGAAGUCAUGACGAGGAGUAAAUGCUAUCAGAAGUGCAUUGCAGCAGGCAAUAGAUGCAAAUCUGCACAAUUUCGAGCAAGCAUUGAUCUUGCUAUCGGUGAUAUUCAAGGUAUUUGCGCUCUUUUGUCUAUAGAAAGAGGUAUCAGGCCGCAAUCUUACCGGGCAGCGCCGUAUCGUGAUGAAUAUUUAGAAAUUCAGUGCCAUAAAUUAUCAAAUACUGAUUAUUGUUCAUACGCAGAGUUUAAAAAUGAGACGUUGCCAUACUCAGAUUUAAAAUUGAUCAAUUAUGAUGCAAAACAGUGCGAAGAGAGAUGCAAUGAAUCAAACGACGGAUUUAUUUGCCGUGGAUAUACGAUCGAUUACGCAUCAAAGUACUCACCAGUCUGCUUGCUGCAUUCCUAUGACACGAUAACUGCAGGAGUUAGUUCAUUAGUCAAAGUUACAAACGGAAUUUACAAAGAACGUGAACCCUGUUUAAAUCUAAAAGUAUCAUGCGGAAACUCGAGUGUAAUUAUCGAAUUAGAUACUCCAGAACCAUUCAACGGCAGAUUAUACGCGAGUGGUUACAGCGAAACUUGCAACGUGCAAGGGACCGGUUUGAAUAAAACGAUACUUGAGUUGCGGAUUCCUGAUAAAAAGGAAAUGGGCAAUGGCAAUAUUGACUGCGGAAUUCUACCGGCGUAUGCUAUAGAAGACAACAAUCAAACGCGCGUUGCCGUUUGGGUAACUGUCGUAGUACAAUUCAAUGCAAUAAUUCAGAGAUUGGGCGAUCAGUCUGUAAGAGUGGGAUGUACUUUGGACGAUGAAGUUCCGGGGCCAAGGAAUAUAACUAUAGGAUCAGGAUUUGAUUUUUUGAAUCCUAACGCGGGGCUACCACCAAUUGUUGGAACAAUUUUUAAUACCACAGCAUCGCCAAUGGUGUCGAUGAGGAUCUUGGAUGAAAACAUGCGAGAAAUCGUGUCUGCAGAAUUGGGACAAAGGCUUGUGUUGGCAAUUGAAAUGAAUCCACCUGACGGCCCUUAUGAUAUGGCAGCAGGACACUUGGUAGCAAGUAGUACCUCUGGCGAUGCAUCAAUACUGUUACUAGACGAAAUAGGAUGUCCUACCGACGCAAAAAUAUUCCCCGGAAUGUUUAAAGACCCCGUUAACAAUAAAUCACUGAUAUCAACUUUCACGGCUUUCAAAUUCCCGGACAGUUACCGAGUGAAAUUCAACGUGAUAGUGCGUUUUUGCCUGUCUGAAUGUCCUCCUGCGAGGUGCAAGGGCGACAUUGUGUCCUACGGACGGCGUAAAAGGUCAACGGCAACAGUCGCCGAAUGGAAUGAAGUCAAUUCCGAGAUGGAUACUAUUGAAGAAUUGCCGCUGGAGUCUUCAAUUAUUGUCCGGGACGCGGUAAUUGCUGCUGAUCCAUUACGCUCAGGAAAAAGCGAUACAAUUUUUUUAGCUGGCGAACAAUCAAUGGAAGGAUUACUGUGUGUUGACGCAGCACUGGCAUUAGGUCUUCUUAUUUUCUGGCUAAUUGUACAAAUUCUGUUAACAAUGACUUGUAUCUACGUGAUAAGAAAAUACCGGAGGGUUGCGCGCAAAGCCGAAGAAGACCGUGCAGACAUUUUGACGAGACAUUUGUACGGUAUUCACGGUGGUAAUUUUGAAAUUUCACGGCGGGUUCGGUGGGCGGAUCACAACGGCUCUACUAUCAGUUAA